AUGGGCCUCUCUGAAAAGACUGCCGGGCGCGCGGCGCUCUUGAAGAAGCCUUCGGGCGACUACGCCGUGGAUGAACACGAAGAUAAUGAUAGCUUUUCCGAAAAUGCUAUGUCCGGCGUGGGGGGAGGCCUGGGUAGAUACAGUGAGGCAUGUCUGCUUUUGACAUGCUCGGGGUGUCUCGACAAUCGCUUUCCCGAAAAUGCUAUGUCGUCUCUUGUCGGGCCUUUAAGGCAGAGACAAUGAGGCAUCGCGCCUCCCCCAGCAUUCCUGGAUUCGUCCAGGGAUUCAGCUGAGAUGAGCACGAAGACAAUGAUCACUUCUCCGAAAAUGCUAGGCCGGCCUGGCAUUUUCGGGGCCAUGAAGCAUAAAAGAGAACGAUCGCUUCUCCGAAAACGGUUCUCGAUCCCCCCCUCUGGCUUUCGGGCAGAUACAAUGAGGCAUUGCGCCUUCCUCAUAUCCUGAGGCCCGGUUCCCUUCGGGGAUACCAGCGCCCAUGACCGCGGCACUCCUCGCGACCU
This is a messenger RNA of Periconia digitata, 518 nucleotides long. The record is from the annotation of a GenBank genome assembly. NCBI's taxonomy places the organism in Eukaryota, Fungi, Ascomycota, Dothideomycetes, Pleosporales, Periconiaceae.